CAUUUUCUCCCUCCCCCCAUCCCCUUUUUCCGCCCCCUUCCUGUCCGCCACCGCGGCGAUGAGCCUGCUCGGGGCACCGCUGGAGCAGCAGAGGAUUGACGAGAUCCGCGGGCGCUUUCCCGAAUGCAAGGAGGCCGUCCCAGAGGAGGCGAGGUACUGGAGCGAGGGGGACCUCGAGGCCUUCCUCGGCAGCCACGGCGAGGUGCGCCCCCGCCUCGCGCCCAGGGCAAGCGGCAGGUCGUGCGCGCUGCUGACGCGGGUGCGCCUUCGGCUGGCGGAGGCGAGGGGGCCGACGGGGCCGACGGAGGAGUACCGCUCCUUCUGCCGUCGAUUUGCUGAGGUCCGGGAGAUGCGGCGCGCCCCCGGGGCUUCUGAAUGCGAGAAUUGGAGGUUGCCGCACGUCGCCGAGUGCGCGGAGGUGGCUCAGGCGAAGUCCUACCCUUCAGGCCCGUUGCGAUCGCCGCUCAGGAUAGACAAGCCCCAGGACUGGGCGGCUCGCAGGUACAACAUGGACUUCUGGAAGCGCCUGUGCGGCGAGGACAGGUGGGUCUGCAGGGCCCGCAGCCCGGCAUUCGAAGACGACGCCGAGGGCGCCGACACGUUCGCGUUGGGCGCGAGCGUGGCCGAGUACGUGGACUACGCGAGGCUG
Messenger RNA from Prorocentrum cordatum, 649 nucleotides. Lineage: Eukaryota; Dinophyceae; Prorocentrales; Prorocentraceae. The record is from the annotation of a GenBank genome assembly.